Molecule: messenger RNA, 1491 nt
Organism: Aspergillus sclerotioniger CBS 115572
Lineage: Eukaryota; Fungi; Ascomycota; Eurotiomycetes; Eurotiales; Aspergillaceae
Exons: 5
Coding region: 1-1491 (496 amino acids)
Source: RefSeq, a predicted model, not a curated record
AUGCCGCCGGUCCGGCAGGCUAGUCAGGACACCGACACCCCGGCUCCGGACAGUGCAUCGUCCAGCACCCCCCAUGAAGCCUCGCGCUUCACCUUUGUCCUGGACGGCCACCAGGCCAGCACCCGGAGCCAUGCCAUGCGUGUCCACUGGACCGAGCGACAUCGCGCUCGUCGCGAGAAACGACAGCAACAGGCCUCCCGACAACCCUAUCCAACCCUGGCGGCCAAAGCAGCCCUGCCUAUCCGCCAACCCUCUCAAAGCUCGACCUCCUCGCAUCACAACCCAGCUCCUCGUCGGAUUCAACCACGCCCUUUCCACCGCCCCCUGGACCCCUUCGACUCAUUCCCCAUCCGACUAACAACCCAACACCACAAACUCAUCCAUCACUGGCUAACCACCCACGCCACCAUGAUGUUCGAAACCAUCCCGGCCCCGAGUUUCAACCCAAUGCGCGACGUCUGGUUCCCACUCGACCUCUCCAACCCGGCCUCCUUCAACGCCAUCAUGGCCCACUCGGCCGCCCAUCUGGCCCAUUACUACGGCGCUACUACCCCCACCCAGGGCACCAAUUCCAUCGAAGCCCUACGAUUUAAAGCCGACGCGGUCAAAAUCCUCAGCCAGUGGCUGAGUGAUCCGGACAAGGCGCUUAGCAAUGAUGCUUUUGCGGCUGUCGUUCGUUUGUUGACCUUUGAACGCUAUUGGGGCACCGAGGAGGAAUGGAAGGUUCAUCGCAGUGGAUUGCAGCGCAUGAUUCAUGCUAGGGGUGGGUUGCAUCAGUUGCAUAGUGAUUGGAGGUUGGAGUUGGUGGUUGGGUUGGUAUCGUUAAUGUCGAAACCGUCCUGGUUCGAAUCUACAAAUGAUCUCUCCGAAAUCUCCGAUCAUCGUAUAGCCACGCAAAGUAUCCUGGGCAGUUCUAUCGAUCUGCACAAGAUCCGCUGUCUGUGGCUCAUCUCGUUCAUCCAAGACAUGCGCAAUCUAAUGGGCAUGUGGUCCCGAUUAUACCUGGACGGACUACUGGGUUUCCCUUCACUCUACGACGCCAUUCUCCUCGUGCGAGGGGACUUUGAACACGAAGCCGAACACUCCCACUCCGCGUAUCAACCAUCCGACUACGACCGUCUGACGUGUCUAUUUGCCAUUUGUAUUCUGGUACAGGGAUCCGUGUCGCAGGCCUACUCCGGACCUCAUAACGCCUUGACGGUUCUCGAUAUGGCUCUCGAGACAUGUCGUUCGGCGUGGGAGAGUUCCGUGUAUCUGCUGCACGCGUUCCUGCACGAUCAUUUUGUUGAUGUGUUUCCCAACGGUGCUCGGACCUUUGCCUACGUUACGCAGAUGACGGAUGUAGUCAGUCAUUUGAGUCUGGAGGCCCAUCAGGGGAUCGAAAAGUGUUUGCUGAAUAUGUUGUGUCGCACACGACGGAGUAAAUUGCCCUUUUAUGUUGAUGAUGGGGGAACGCCGGAUUCGUUGCUUUCCACGGUUCAUGGGUAUUGA